Molecule: messenger RNA, 1001 nt
Organism: Archocentrus centrarchus (flier cichlid)
Lineage: Eukaryota; Metazoa; Chordata; Actinopteri; Cichliformes; Cichlidae
Product: lipocalin-like
Exons: 6
Coding region: 89-640 (183 amino acids)
Molecular function (GO): small molecule binding
Source: RefSeq, a predicted model, not a curated record
UAAGAAGCCUCCUCUUGCUUUGUCCCGUCACGCCGCUAUCACAGUCCUGAUCACUCCGUAGAAGCUGAGAACACAGAAAGAAGAAGCCAUGAGGAACACACUGCUGAGGAUGCUGGCCGCCCUGAUGUGUGUGCUGGCUGCCUGCGCAGACGUCAUGCCUGUAAAAGACUUCAACAUGGAGAAGAUGGCAGGCAAGUGGUACCUGACUGGCUUUGCUUCAAAUGCUCAGUGGUUUGUGAACCACAAGGCAAACAUGAAGAUGGGGACAGCUCGCUUAACACCAACUGAUACAGGAGACCUGGACCUCUCUUACGCCAAUCUGAAUGCUGAUGGCUCUUGCUGGAGAAUGACUCACCUGGCUAGGAAAACUGACACUCCUGGACGCUUCACCUUCCACAGCCAGGCUUGGAACAAUGACAACGACAUGCGCGUUGUUGAUGUUGUUUAUGACGACUACGCCGUGGUCCACACCAUCAAGACGAAGGAGGGAGUGUCCGAGGUCCUCAACAAGCUUUACAGACGCACUCCCGACACCAGCGCUGUCCUACAGCAGAAGUUCACACAGUUCUCUUUGGACAGCGGGAUCCUCCCUGAGAACAUCGUUAUCCUGCCCAAGAAUGGUGAGUGUCCUGAUGCCUGAGGAAUCUAAUCCUCCAUCUCAGAGGCGUUUCACCCCUGACCCUGUUUCUCCAACCGCUACCCCCCACAGUCAAUUUUGAAGCUUCACCAAAAGCUACACCUCGGACAAUGAAACUCAAGCAUUUCACUUUAUUCUCUGCUGCACACCAAAGACCAACCCUGAUCCUAGUUGAGACCUCGUGCUCGUGAAGACGUGCAUUAACUGAGGCGUCAGAGGGGAACAAUAAAGGGCUGAUUGUGAGACAAAUAAGGGAAUGAAUUAAACUACACUGCUAAAAUUGUCUUUUGUAACUGCUGAUUUCUUUUGUAGAGUUUUUCUAUUUUCCAAUGACCCUCGAAGCCAAUAAAAUUGCUAAAAUGUU